This is a messenger RNA of Prunus armeniaca (apricot), 249 nucleotides long. NCBI's taxonomy places the organism in Eukaryota, Viridiplantae, Streptophyta, Magnoliopsida, Rosales, Rosaceae. The record is from the annotation of a GenBank genome assembly.
AUGCCUACCUACCUCCCUACCUACCUAGUACCUAAUCGAUGGGCAACCUAUUUUGAACACUGUUGUUUUAAUUUACUCCAUUCAAAUUUGAUCAUCCUUGACCAUAACAAUGGCCUCUGCACUUUGCCUGCUUCAAACUGCAGUCCUAGUAGGGAGGCUAAACUGCAGUUACCUUACCAUACAAGGAAGAAUGGCAAUGGAAAUUCUAUGAAUUUUGUUGGCAUUCAUUGGAUUGAAGUUCUAAUCUAA